This is a messenger RNA of Anoplophora glabripennis (Asian longhorned beetle), 531 nucleotides long. RefSeq lists its product as uncharacterized. The coding region runs from base 1 to 531 and encodes 176 amino acids. Lineage: Eukaryota; Metazoa; Arthropoda; Insecta; Coleoptera; Cerambycidae. The transcript is spliced from 2 exons. Gene Ontology annotation, molecular function: peroxidase activity; heme binding. The record is from RefSeq and is a predicted model, not a curated record. Gene Ontology annotation, biological process: response to oxidative stress.
AUGUGGAAAGAGAAAGAAGCUAUUGGAAAAGCAACAAUUCGACAUGCUGAAGAAGACAUUCAGCACAGGUGGAAUAGAGAAAUUCAAUUCGAUCGAGAGAAUACUCUUCAUCUAGUUAUAAAUUUGGAAACAAAUAAUGUCGACGGUGGCGAGGAUAAAGUUGUUGUUGAUGAUGAUGAUGUUAUUCCCAUUAUUCACCGAAUAUCGUGGUCAUGGGCUGUAUGCUCGUUCGCCCUCCUGGCAGUGGCGUACUCCAGGGGCGACCCCUAUGAGUACAACGUCACCUCCUACACCCGCAACCUACCCGACGAGAUCCGACCGAUCGUGAGUCGAGCCCUGAGGGUGGAGAGGGCGGCGACGCACCCCAAUUUCAGCAGCUCGGACUGUCACCCCGACGACCAGAUCUCGUGCCCGCCCAUGAAAUACCGAAGGCCCUCGGGCGAGUGCAACAACGUGCGCCACCCCAAGUGGGGCAACAGGGGGUCGGCGUUCCUCAGGCUGCUGCCGCCUAGCUACGCGGACGGUGAGUAA